UGCCUGCAGCUUCUUUCAGCUUCUUGCUUGGCUUCUCCUGAACUGUUCUUCACCUUUUUCUGACCUCUCUGUAUCUGUGGGUAGAGGUUUAAGCUGUAGGAACUUUUUUGGCCUAGACACAGACACCCUCAUCUGCCUCAGGUUGGAGGUGAUAGAGUCCCCUAUCACUGCCCUAUCACUGCUCAUCUUAACGGUUUUGCGUGCAGGAGGUUUCUGUUGCAAGAAAAAUGGAGGACCAUCAGAACAGGAUUCUAGUGCUGCUAUAAACCACACUGCAAAAUCAGCACUUGGCACUUGAUGAGAAGUAGCACAGUGCCUGGCUGGAGGCAGAGAACACUGCCUCAUGCAGCCAGUGCGCUCGGGACAGUCUCUGUCAUUCAGUUUGGACUUUAACCACCAGAGUCUCCAGCUGAGUACAGUUAUUAGUGCUUUUGAGUCACAUCCCAGGGAGGCUUUGUUUUGAUUCUGUAUUUCCUCUUCCCUGUUCCUAGGAAGGAAAUGUCAGGACUGAAUUGAAAUAUGGGAGAAGGAAAAGUAUUCGGUUCCUCAUGGUUUAUCCAGUCUGCACUUAGAUCCUCUUUUAGUCCCUUUGUAGCAACCUCUGGCAUAGCUGCAGCAAGUAGAAAUUUUGCUUUUUGCACCACCCUGGUUACUGCAGAGCUGCUCUUUUAAUCAGGCUGUGCAGGCAAGUCAGACGUCUCCCUUCCGUGGAACAGCAUGCUGACUGUGGCUGUUCAGCCUGUCCUCAUACACAGGGCACUGCUGUCACAGUUACACAGUUUGAAGAGUUAAAGAGCCUGCAUUAGACAUCAUGUGAAAGAGAGGUGUUGUUUUUUCCUUGUCACCAAGAUGCACGAUGUUUCCCAGGCAGGGUAGCACAUUGGCUAUGGUUAAAAAGUCCUGCAUACCCAUCAUUUCUUUUGAAUGAGGGAAGGAGAGGGCAGAGGCCCCUCAUCACAUGACUGUACUGCACAAGUUUAUUUUUAACUAAGGAGUGUGUUCACAUUGUGCAGUGAAAUGCAUGAGAUAACCGAGUCUAUCUGCUCCAGAGCGAUAGAGGCAGCUCUCCUGACCUCAGCAGAUUAAAAGUGUGGGACUGCUGGAGAGCAUUUUUCUUUAACAUCGUUUUGUACUCAAACAUCCAGUUUUACUGUUUAGCAUCUUUUUUGAUGCCACUACAAAAAUACUCUUUAUGUUGCUGUUGUGAUGAGAAUUUUUUCCAUGCACCAGGUAGUUAGGGAAUGAACUAGACAAUGAAGUGAUACUUUCCAGUGUACAGCACAGACCAAACUAACUGUUAGAUGCAUUCUGUCAUUCUUCUUUCCCAUCCGGAAGGAAUGAAAUCUGAGCUUUGAGUGGCAUACAAACAUUUGUGGUACCUAGCAGGGCAUUUAGGUUGAUGUUUGUGUCUUCAAUGCAUGUUGCUUAAUAGUUUGUAAAAAGUAAUUUCCUGCCAUGAGUCUAUUGCAUGAGUUAAAUUGUAACAUAAUGGUAACAAUUACAGUCUUAAAAAGGGAAAAAAUAUGACUUUAAUGUCAGAAUGGAAGCUGGCCCAAAACUGAAUUGAUUGCUGUUGCAGAUCAACAAAAGCUAUUAGAGAUGAAUGUCAUUGUGUCUGUAUCUGCACUAAUGGCUGUAGCAGGAUUCCAGCCCUGCUCUUUGUUCUGGGCUACAGCAUUCACAGUCAUCACCUUUCUGCUUGUGCUUAGGGGGUCGGAGACUGAAGCCCUUACCCAUGUUCUUUGGACGCAUCAGGCACUGAGGGAGGACCAGCGGAUCAGCCAGGAUGUGGAGAGGUUCUGCAGGCAACUCAGCUCCAUGGCCAGCAAACUCGUCAUCUCUCCCUUCACACUGGCAUACUACACAUACCAGUGCUUUCACAGCACAGGCUGGCUAGGCCCUGUGAGCAUCUUCGGGUAUUUCGUCAUUGGGACAAUCAUUAACAAGAUGUUGAUGAGCCCAAUUGUGUCUAAACUUGUGCAGCAGGAAAAGCUGGAGGGGGAUUUCAGGUUCAAGCACAUGCAGAUUCGUGUCAAUGCAGAGCCAGCUGCUUUCUAUAGGGCCGGGCGAGUGGAGCACAUGCGCACUGACCGCAGGCUGCAGAGCCUGCUGCAGACCCAGAGGGAGCUGAUAGGCAAGGAGCUGUGGCUCUACAUUGGCAUCAACACCUUUGACUACCUGGGCAGCAUCCUGAGUUACGUGAUCAUUGCCAUUCCUAUCUUUUCUGGGGUCUAUGGUGACCUGAGUCCAACAGAACUCAGUUCCUUGGUCAGCAAGAAUGCCUUUGUUUCCAUCUACCUCAUCAGCUGCUUCAGCCAGCUUAUAGAUCUCUCCAGCACUGUGACCGACGUUGCUGGCUACACACACAGGAUUGGUGAACUGCAGGAGACCUUGCUGAGCCUUGGCAGAAGAGAAAAUGAAAGGUACUCGGAAGCCAAAGACUGGGACUCAGACAGCAGUGACUCUGGGGAGGACUCGGAGCCAAGGGACACAGCUUUCCUUCUGGAGCAAGUGACGCUCUCAGUGCCAUCCUCUGGCAAGCUACUCAUCAAGGACCUGAGCCUCAGGAUCUCACAAGGAGACAGCAUGAUGAUCAUGGGGAAUACUGGCACAGGGAAGACAUCUCUCCUGAGGGUCCUCGGUGGACUCUGGGAGAGCACACAGGGGAAUGUCCAGAUGCUGACCUGCUUUGGCCCCCGAGGAGUGGUGUUCCUGCCGCAGAGGCCGUUCUUCACUGAUGGCAGCUUGCGUGAGCAGGUGAUUUAUCCUCUGAAGGAGAUCUAUCCAGUUUCAGGAUCUGCGGAUGAUGAGAGAAUUGUGCAAUUCCUGGAGCUGGCAGGGCUGACUGAUUUGCUGGCAAGGGCUGGUGGACUGGACAAGCAGGUGGACUGGAACUGGUAUGAUGUGCUGUCCCCAGGUGAGAUGCAGAGGCUCUCGUUUGCACGGCUCUUCUACCUUCAGCCAAGAUAUGCGGUACUAGAUGAAGCCACCAGUGCCUUGACAGAAGAGGUGGAACAUGACCUGUACCGUGUGUGCCUUCAGCUGGGCAUGACUCUGAUCAGCGUGGGACACAGGGCCAGCCUGAAGAAGUUCCACAACUGGAUUUUGAAACUUCAUGGAGGGGGAAAAUGGGAACUCACUCGAUGUGAGAAGAUGAAGCGGCCUCCAUCCUGGGAAGAAUGACAUAAAACAUUCCUGAUCUGGCCAGCUUCAGAAACUACACACGUGGAAGAGCUGCAGAACUCUCAGCAAGAGAUUCAGUUGGUUAGUGCAAGCCCAAUUAUGGAAUUUGCUGAUGGACAUAGGGCUAAGUCUAAACUUAUACCAGGAGCAGGCAUGUCCGUCCUAUCCUUCUUCCAGCCUCCUUGUUCCUCUCUGCCACUGAGAAGAGAAGGGAUUGGACUGCUAGGUUGCCAAAAAAAAAAAAAAAAAAAGAAAAAACAAACCAAAACCACACCAAAAUAACAACACUGCCUCAUGGCAUCAAGGAUGCAGUAGUGUGAUGCUAGGAUAGAACCUGAUGUUCUUCUGUCUGUGCCUUGCU
This is a messenger RNA of Lagopus muta (rock ptarmigan), 3544 nucleotides long. It is a transcript of the gene ABCD4, whose product is annotated as ATP binding cassette subfamily D member 4. Gene Ontology annotation, cellular component: peroxisomal membrane. Gene Ontology annotation, biological process: very long-chain fatty acid catabolic process; long-chain fatty acid import into peroxisome; peroxisome organization. Gene Ontology annotation, molecular function: ATP binding; ATP hydrolysis activity; ABC-type transporter activity. NCBI's taxonomy places the organism in Eukaryota, Metazoa, Chordata, Aves, Galliformes, Phasianidae. Bases 1600 to 3183 code for a protein of 527 amino acids. The record is from RefSeq and is a predicted model, not a curated record. The transcript has 16 exons.